Molecule: messenger RNA, 2505 nt
Organism: Dichomitus squalens LYAD-421 SS1
Lineage: Eukaryota; Fungi; Basidiomycota; Agaricomycetes; Polyporales; Polyporaceae
Exons: 20
Coding region: 125-2401 (758 amino acids)
Biological process (GO): carbohydrate metabolic process
Source: RefSeq, a predicted model, not a curated record
AUGCUUGGAUUGUUCCGAUCAUGACAAUUCGAUGUCCUCCCUCUUGCCGGCCGCGGAUGCACUAACCCAGCAUCUUACUUCACCACGUCCACGGUCCCUUGCUUGAGUUGCGUGUCCCAGCGCAAUGCCCUUGCUAGCCUACGCAGUCGUCUCUGUGACUUUGGCUCUAAGCGUUCGUGCGGGAAAUUGGACCGCGACUCCCUUCAGCCCAGCUUCCGUCCCGCUUGCCGUGCGCUCCCCAUACCUCUCGGUAUGGCUACCCCAAGGCGCCGGUAACGCUCUCAAUGAUGUAUGGCCAGAAUUCUGGACCGGGCAGGAUGUCUCCGGGUGGUCAGGAUUUGCGAAGGUUGAUGGUACAGCGUACGUCUGGAUGGGUGCACCCGGAGUGCCCAAUACAACCUUUACCAAGGCUACUCAGAAGAGUCUUCAAUGGACUUCAACACAAAGCAGCUUCGUCAUGACGGCCGGCCCGGUCGAUCUGAACAUCACUUUCUUUAGUCCCGUGGAGCCCAGUGAUCUCGUGAACCAAUCCCUUCCUUUAUCAUACUACUCUAUCUCUGCAGCGUCAAACGAUCAGAAUUCGCACAAAGUCCAGGUGUACGUUGAUAUUUCCGGGGAAUGGGUGACUGGGACUCGCCUCAGCGCUCCCACCAUCAAUUGGACGACAACCGCUGGGGAUGUGAUAACGCACCAGGUUCAGCUCACGAAUCAGGUUGAGUACAGCGAGCUUGGCGACCAUAUUCAGCAGGGUGCUGCAUACCACUCGACUCUAAGCGUACCGGGAACGACAUACCAGACUGGACAAGACAUCGUUGUCCGCGCAGAGUUCAUCAACAAUGGCGUACUCAACAAUACACAGGACACUCAGUUCCGUGCCGUGAACGACAACUGGCCUGUAUUUGCGUUUGCGCACGACUUCGGAACCGUCACGGCUGCGACAACCCCUGUCGUCUACUCGGUCGGACACGCACGUGACCCCGCGAUCCAGUAUGUCACCGUCAACAAUGGACGAAUGGCCCUGAGCUCCUACUUCUGGACCCGAUACUCUACGAUGGCAGAUGCCAUUGCAGCCUUUCUGAAGGAUUACAAUAACGCUGUGGCUAGAGCGGACGCGUUCGAUGCUCAGAUCAACAACGAUGCGCGGAACAUCUCCUCCGAUUAUGCUUCGUUGGUCGCGCUCUCGAUACGGCAAACCUUCGGCGCCAUCGAGAUCACGGUCGGGAAGAAGAUGGACGGGACUUUGGACACAUCAAACAUCCUCACGUUCACUAAGCAGAUAUCAUCAGACAAUACCGUGAAUACCGUGGACGUCAUCUACCCUUCUUGGCCUCUUUUCCUCUACACGAACCCAGCGAUAGGCAGAUCACUAUUGCUUCCGUCACUACAGUAUCAGAACUCAGGACAGUAUCCGAAUCGUUGGUGUGCCCAUGACAUGGGCUCAAGUUAUCCGAACGCCACUGGCCACAACGAUGGGCUGGACAUCCAGAUGCCUGUAGAAGAAAGUGGGAACAUGCUCAUUAUGGCGCUCAGCUAUACUCAGUGGACGAAUGAUAUGUCUUUGCUCAGCACCUAUUCUGGCUUGCUGGACCAAUGGACCCAGUUCCUGGUCCAGGACUCCUUGAUUCCAGCAAAUCAAGUUAGCACGGACAACUUCGCCGGAUCGCUUGCGAACCAAACCAAUCUUGCUAUCAAGGGUAUUGUCGGGAUACAGGCGAUGGCUGAGAUCGCUCGACUCACCAACGACAUGUCGAAGUACACGAACUACAGUACGCUUGCGGCCUCGUACGUUCAGCAAUGGCAGAACUACGCGAUCUCCUCGUCUGGCUCUCAUCUGACCCUUUCGUAUGGUGACGAUGCUAGCUGGGGCCUAACUUACAAUCUGUACGCUGACAAACUCCUCGCCACCAAUGUCUUCCCUUCCUCCGUGUACGACCUGCAAACUUCCUGGUAUAACGGCAAAGCUAACACCUAUGGGGUCAUUCUGGAUACGCGACACACAUACACGAAGUCCGAUUGGUCGAUGUGGACCGCAGCCACAGUCACCUCAAACGAUGUACGGGACCAGAUCGUCAGCGCAGUAGUCAAAUACGCGUCCGAUGGACAGAACAGCAACCCUUUGAGUGAUUUGUACGACACUGAUAGCGGUAAACAAGCUAUGGGCGGGAACUUUGCUCGUCCUGUCGUUGGCGGCCAUCUCGCCUUGCUUGCCCUACAAGCGGCACCCAACAUAACGGAUCCCAACGUUUCGUCUAGUAGUACUUCGACUGGAAGUACCGCCUCUCCAACGGGUAGCCCAUCAACUUCGUCGAACAAGUCUGGUGCUCCUCCUCGUUGGAGCAAUGCAGGCAGUGUGACAGUACUUAGCUUGCUUGGUAUCCUAUGCGUUUUCUUGGUUGCAUAGUCACCUUGAAAGACACUUCUUCAUCUAUAUAUGUUCAUCAGUUGCUAUCUGUGCUCUGCUAUGUUGGAUCGUCGAGACUGAUAUAUGUAUCAUUUCAGUUGAUU